Ostrea edulis (European flat oyster) is the source of this 1558-nucleotide messenger RNA. RefSeq lists its product as uncharacterized. The record is from RefSeq and is a predicted model, not a curated record. Bases 399 to 1343 code for a protein of 314 amino acids. Lineage: Eukaryota; Metazoa; Mollusca; Bivalvia; Ostreida; Ostreidae. The transcript has 2 exons.
GCACGUAGCGUAUCUCGGUUUUGUUACAUCUAGUGAUGAUAGGCGUUUCUUUAAUAUUGCUGGUAAAACUGACUCUGGUUAGUAUGGAGUUAAGUGAAGGAUUUUGUCGAUCGUUUACUUCGGAUUAUUUGAUUGAUUGUUUUGCUGUUUUCCGCCACACAGUUUUUCAGUUAUCUGGUGGCGCCCAGUUUUUAUUGGUGGAAGAGAGAAUUCAGAUACAAUGUACCUGGGAAGAGACCAUCGACCUUCCGAAAGUAAACUGGAAAACGUUCUCACUUAACGGCGCGAGCGGGAUUCGAACCCGCGCCGACCAGAGGUGAGAGGCCGUGUGAUUUUUUUUUUCAUGUCUGGGUCGGCUUCUACGAUAGAAAGUGUUACAUGAAUCAAUCCAAUUCACAAUGGAAGCGAGCACUAAAAAUCUACCAUUUCUGGAUUUAUUUAUCAUAAAAGAGGGCAAUCACAUUACCACUGAUUUAUACAGCAAAGAAACGGAUACUCAUCAAUAUCUAGAUUUUAGAUCGUGUCACCCGUCACACACUAAACGUAAUAUCCCAUACAAUAUGGCCAGACGUAUAUGCACCAUAAUUCCAAAUUCAACAUUACGUAAAAAACGCUUAGAAGAAUUAAAGAUACAUUUGAUACGACAGCAUUACCCAGAAAACCUUAUUGAUACUGGAAUCCAACAAGCAGAAAAAAUACCUAUUUCAGAACUUCGGAAAACCUGCCAAAAAGAUACCAAACAGAACAACAAUGUGCCUUUCGUCGUCACACACAAUCCAAGGAAUCACAAUAUCUUAAAUACAGCUAAACGUUUUUUUCCAAUUUUGGAACAAUCCAACAAUAUGAAAAAUGUGGUGAAUUCAUCUCAAAUUAUUAACAGCCGACGUCAGGCACCAUGCCUAAAAAAACUACUAACUCGAGCCAAUUUCUCCCUGAAUAAGGUCAAAUACGUCAAAAAAUGUGGUGACCCACGCUGCGGGACGUGUGAAUACAUAGAAGAGGGUGAUUCCAUUACUUUUAAAUCCGGGAAAAUAUUGAAAGUCAAUGCCAACCUGAACUGUAAAUCCGAGAACCUUAUUUACUGUGCCACUUGCCCAACUUGUGGAGAAAACUACAUAGGACAAACGAACAAACUUAAUGCGCGAGUAAGGGUGCACAAACAACAAGUAAAAGAUCCUAGUGUGCGGAACACCCCAUGUAGUGAACAUUUUGCGGAAUGCGGGGGUGGUAAAUUUAAAGUGUUCCCGUUCUUUAAAAUGUGGACUGAAAAUGAAAUAACUCGCAAAGCCCAAGAGGACUAUUUUAUUAAACUUUUCAAUCCAAGUCUUUUAAAUAGAAAAUAAUUAUUUGAAUAAUUGAACUACAAUUUAGCAUAAUAUUUUUACAAAAUAGACAAUUACCAAACGCUACCGGUUAACGUUAUUAUGACGUCAUAAAGGACUCGUUUAAUUGACGUCAUAACAAAGACGUUACUAAACAAUUUUUGUAUACAUAUUUGAACUGCCUGAUGAACCAUGCAGACAUGGAGAAAGCGCUAUCAGUAAAUGAUUGUUUUUUA